Messenger RNA from Prorocentrum cordatum, 795 nucleotides. Lineage: Eukaryota; Dinophyceae; Prorocentrales; Prorocentraceae. The record is from the annotation of a GenBank genome assembly.
AUGUCCGCUGCCGCGGCGCGGCUGGCGAUGUGGCGCGGCUGCGUCGGACGAGCGCUGCUGCCCCGGCACCGCGGCGCAGGGCCCGCGGCCGCGGCAGCGGCGGCGAGGCUGCUCCGCGCCGCCGCCGCCCCUGGGCGGCGGGCCGCGUCCACGGAGGCCGCGGCCGUGGGCUUCGUGGAGCGGACAGCCGCGACCGCCUCGGCGACGCGGGCGGCCAGCGAGCGCGGGGCGCUGCACGUGGGCCCGGCUGGCUUCGACACGGAGAAGCUGGCGCGGGACAUGGCGGAACGGCUCCGCGCGCACGGCGAGGCGGCGGUGGUCGUCGUGGGCACGAAUGCCACGCAGGAGGUGCUGCGUGUGGUCGAGAACGUGGAGGCUGACCUGCGAAGCGACGAGGCGGAGGAGAAGCUGCUAGCUUUCAUACCCACUCUCGGCGCCAUGCGCGAGGAUGGGCCCAGGGCGCUCUGCCUGGGCUUCAAGCUGGUGGCGCGGGUACCGGCGACCGCGGCUGGAAGCCCACUGACCAUGGCGAAGACCACAAACGUUGGCAAGGUGGCCGGGGCAAUUGCGGAGCGGAUCCGGGCGGACAGCGUGGUGGCGGUGCGAGGCGCGGGGGCCACGAAUCAGCGGCAGGCCCUGAAGGCCACCGCCAUAGCGCGCGAGUUCCUGACCGAGCGCGGCGACCUGAAAGACCAGGCGCUCGCGCUGGUGCUGCGCUUCGAUGCGGCGCCCGCGGGCGAGCUGAGGGGCCUCCCGCGCUCGUGGCUGCUGACGGCCUUCCCGCUGCGGGGGUGA